Molecule: messenger RNA, 1941 nt
Organism: Leptosia nina
Lineage: Eukaryota; Metazoa; Arthropoda; Insecta; Lepidoptera; Pieridae
Source: the annotation of a GenBank genome assembly
AUGGGCUCGAUGAUGCGUAAAAAAACCCAAGUGUCAUUCGUUAUUCGAGACGAGGAGGAGAAAAGGCAUAAAAACGGCGUAAGCUCAUUGCAAUUGGAUCCUGUACAGGGUAGGCUUUAUUCCGCCGGUCGCGAUGGCAUUAUUCGAGUCUGGCAGACGAGCGGCGGCUCACAGGACAGAUACAUUCAGAGCAUGGAACACCACACGGACUGGGUCAACGAUAUCGUUCUCUGCUGCGGUGGAAAAAACCUGAUUAGUGCCUCUUCAGACACGACAGUUAAAGUAUGGAAUGCCCCAAAGGGCUUUUGCAUGUCAACAUUGCGAACCCAUAAGGACUACGUUCGAACUUUAGCAUAUGCAAAGGAUAAAGAACAAGUCGCUAGUGCUGGUUUAGACCGUGCUAUUUUCUUAUGGGAUGUUAACACCUUAACUGCACUCACAGCUAGUAAUAACACAGUAACAACAUCCAGCCUUGUCGGUAACAAGGAGUCUAUAUACAGUCUUGCUAUGAACCCACCUGGAACUAUACUUGUCAGCGGUUCAACAGAGAAAGUAUUAAGAGUCUGGGACCCACGUAAUUGUUCCAGAUUAAUGAAAUUAAAGGGACACGCAGAUAACGUCAAGGCAUUAGUUGUGAGCAGAGAUGGGACACAAUGUGUCUCAGGAAGCUCUGAUGGCACUAUCAAACUCUGGUCACUAUCUCAACAGAGGUGCGUUUCUACUAUCCGUGUACAUUCUGAGGCAGUUUGGGCUCUUUUAGCUACUGAAACAUUUAGUCAUAUCAUAUCAGGUGGCAGAGACCGUCUAGUCAUUAUAACUGAAUUGAGAAACCCCGAUAAUUUUAUGAUUGUAUGUGAAGAAACUGCUCCUAUACUCAAACUAUGUUUCACUGCUGAUCAGCAAGGUGUAUGGGUGUCAACAUCGGAUUCAGAUAUACGGUGUUGGAAGUUGCCUCCUGUAAACACUCUAAACUCGGAAAUGUAUAAUCAGAAUAAUUAUAACACAAACAAUGUGUAUCAAACUCAGCCCUUGCACCAUAUCCCAGGAGGACGGGCUAUUAAGAAUUAUACUGUAUUAAAUGAUAAGCGUCACAUAAUCACAAAAGACACUGCCAAUAAUGUUGUACUCUAUGAUGUUUUAAAAGCAAGUAAAAUUGAAGAUUUGGGAGAAAUAGACUAUGAUGAAGAAGUUAAAAAGCAUUUUAAAAUGGUCUAUGUCCCGAACUGGUUUAAUGUUGACCUUAAGACUGGAAUGUUAACAAUACAUUUAGGGCAAGAUGAAACUGAUUGCUUUAGCGCAUGGGUUAGUGCAAAGGAAGCGGGUUUGACAACAGAGAAUGAUCAAAAAGUAAAUUUUGGAGCACUGCUAUUACAAGCUCUGUUGGAAUACUGGAAUCAUCCAAACAGAGUAAAUGAAGGCGGGCAAAAAGUUUUUGGAAAUAAUUUCUUUUCUGUACCACUGCAUACACCACUUAUUUUUAGUGAGGUUGGAGGGAGGACACUGUAUAGGCUGCAGGUCGGUGAUGCCGGAGGUGAAACUGAAGGUAAUAUUUUAUUAGAAACUGUGCCAUCAUGGGUUGUGGAUGUUGCAGUUGAGAUGGCUGCUCCGAAACUUAAUAAACUGCCCUUCUAUCUACUGCCACAUUCCAGUUGCCAAAGCAAACAAGAUCGACAGAAAAAGGAUCGUCUUGUUGCUAAUGACUUUAUUCAGUGUCGCAAAGUAGCUGAACAUGUUGUCGAGAAAAUUAUAGGUGGUGGUGAUGUCAACGGAUCCAGCACAACGAAAACUGAGGACAGCAACACUGACGCGCCUGAAGAGAAAGUGGAAUUACUAUGCUGUGACCAGGUUCUAGAUCCCAACAUGGACCUGCGUACUGUCAGACACUUCAUCUGGAAGUCCAAUGUAGAGUUUACAUUACACUAUCGAAUAAUAAAACAAUGA